AUGAAGAUCAACACGUUGGUUUCCGCCUUGGCCCUGUGCAUUGGGGCAGCCAAUGCCCAAAACACUCUCCGAGGCUUGACAGAGUAUACAUUCAUCGUGGAGCCACCGGAAAAGAACGUCGUAUCCCCGGCUGUCGCGACCGCAACAGGCACAUCGGGAGGUAGCGGCACAUCUGAUGCGGGGACCGGUGGGGGCGACUUUGUGAAUGAUGUUGUCGACCGACAAAUGGCUCCUGCAGGGCCUGCCUGCUCUGUCCAUCCUGUCUGCAGUGAUUUGGGUCUCACCGGCAGCUGCUGCCCCACCGAAGACAACGAAUACUUGGAUUGCUGUCUUCCAUCCUGCAAGUUGCAUGCGGCAUGUGACAGUUUGGGGCUGGAGGGAGAUUGCUGUCCCUCAGGUGAUGGCGUCGAAUUGGACUGCUGCAACUAUGACGAAGCGAUGGAACGAAACGCAGGAGCCAAAUGUAGUUCCCACAGUAAGUGUUCAGCUAUACCACUUGCCGACAUGUGUUGUCCAACCCGUGAUGGGGUGUUCUUGGAUUGUUGCGACAAGGAGGUGCCGUUUCCUUGA
Seminavis robusta is the source of this 570-nucleotide messenger RNA. The record is from the annotation of a GenBank genome assembly. Lineage: Eukaryota; Bacillariophyta; Bacillariophyceae; Naviculales; Naviculaceae.